This is a messenger RNA of Xylona heveae TC161, 2538 nucleotides long. RefSeq names its product glycoside hydrolase family 37 protein. Gene Ontology annotation, cellular component: cytoplasm. Gene Ontology annotation, biological process: trehalose catabolic process. The transcript is spliced from 5 exons. NCBI's taxonomy places the organism in Eukaryota, Fungi, Ascomycota, Xylonomycetes, Xylonales, Xylonaceae. Gene Ontology annotation, molecular function: alpha,alpha-trehalase activity; calcium ion binding. The record is from RefSeq and is a predicted model, not a curated record. The coding region runs from base 118 to 2325 and encodes 735 amino acids.
ACCCUCCCCCCGCAUUUCGUCUCUUCUUUUAUCCUUUCUCCCUCUCUUUCUUCCUCUCCCUUUCUUUUAUCCUUUUCUCCUUCUAGCUCCCGCCCCGCGUGCCAUUCCCGGCGGAUAAUGAGCGCGUCAUUGGGUGCACCCCGACGACGAACCUCGAGCGAUCUCGAUCCGUACUCUGCCGCACACAUUUAUUAUGGAGACGAGGCCGAAUCCUUGAUCCGCAAUCAUGGUCGGAAUCGAACCUACUCCACGAUUGUGGACUCGCCGCAGGCGAAUACAACCCGCAAAGAAUUGAAAACACCAAUUCGACGUGGAAGUCACGAUGAAAAGUCCUUUAAGCCUCGCAAAUUCUUGAUUCCAGUCGAAUCUACUUUAAAUUCGUUGUUGGAAAAUGAGGAUACCGAUCGCAACUGGCAGAUUACCAUUGAUGAUUAUGGACCCAAGGUCCUUUCUCUGGGCACCGCUGCUUCCAAUGGCUACAACCACUUUGACGUUCGAGGCACUUAUAUGCUUUCAAACUUGCUGCAGGAGCUCACUCUGGCGCAAGAAUACGGUCGAAAAUAUAUUGUGCUCGACGAGGCCCGUUUGAACGAGAAUCCGGUCAAUCGACUCUCGCGUUUGAUUAAAAAUAGCUUCUGGGAUGGCCUGACACGCCGCAUUGACGGAUCCAAUAUUGCACGGGUUGGCAAGGAUCCCAAGGACUGGACCCCGGAUCCCCGCCCUCGCAUCUACGUUCCGCGUGGCGCCCCAGAGCAGUACGAAUACUACACCCGCAUUGCCAAGGAACACCCCGAGAUCCGCCUGGAUGUGCAGUUGCUCCCCGAAGAGGGCAUCACCCCCGAGUACGUGCGCGAUCUCAACAGCAAGCCCGGUCUUUUGGCCGUCGCCAUGGAGGAGUACGAGGAUGAAACGGGUAAGACCGAUCUUCGUGGACUUCCGUUUGUGGUGCCGGGUGGCCGAUUCAAUGAAUUGUACGGUUGGGAUAGCUACAUGGAGUCGCUGGGUCUAUUGGUCAAUGACCGCGUCGAUUUGGCCAAGUCCAUGGUCCAGAACUUUUGCUUUUGCAUUCGUCACUAUGGAAAGAUUCUCAACGCCAACCGCACGUACUAUCUCUGCCGAUCCCAGCCUCCGUUCCUCACCGACAUGGCGCUCCGAGUGUACGACCGCAUCAAGCAUGAACCUGGCGCUCUGGAAUUCCUGCGCCAGGCGGUCUUGGCGGCGAUCAAGGAGUACUAUACCGUCUGGACGGCGUUGCCGCGACUGGACCCAGAGACGGGACUGUCACGGUAUCGACCAGAAGGCUUGGGCGUACCUCCCGAGACGGAGGCGUCCCACUUUCUUCAUGUCCUCGAGCCCUACGCAGCCAAGAACAAUCUGACCUUUGAAGAAUUUGUUGAUGCCUACAACCAUAGACGAGUGUCUGAGCCAGAGUUGGACGAUUACUUUUUGCACGACCGAGCCGUGCGCGAAUCCGGUCACGACACCUCGUACCGUUUGGAGCGCGUGUGCGCGGAUCUGGCCACCAUUGACCUGAACUCGCUGCUGUACAAGUAUGAAACGGACAUUGCGCGCACGAUUCGAAGCUUCUUUGGCGACAAGCUCGUUGUGCCCGAGGAAUGGUGCGAGGGUCCGAUGAAGCCGAAUCAGGUUGAAACGUCGUCGGUGUGGGAUCGUCGGGCGAAGCGUCGCAAGAUUGCAGUCGACAAGUACUUGUGGAACGAGGAAAAAGGCAUGUACUUUGACUACGAUACGGUCAAGAAGGAGCAAACCACGUACGAGGCUGCCACCACCUUUUGGUCCAUGUGGGCUGGCCUUUCGACGCCGCGUCAAGCUACGUUGCUGAUUUCUCGCGCUUUGCCUCGAUUCGAAGCGUAUGGUGGCCUGGUUUCUGGUACAGAGGAGUCUCGCGGCGUCGUCGGCCUUGACCGUCCUAAUCGCCAGUGGGAUUAUCCGUUUGGAUGGGCGCCCCAGCAAAUGCUCGCCUGGACCGGGCUCAUUCGGUACGGGUACCAAGAGGAAGCGGAGCGAUUGGCCUACAAGUGGCUGUACAUGAUCACCAAGGCCUUUGUCGAUUUCAACGGUGUCGUGGUGGAAAAGUAUGACGUGACACGUCCGAUUGACCCGCACAAGGUCGAAGCCGAGUAUGGUAACCAGGGUAGUGACUUUAAGGGUGUCGCUCGCGAAGGUUUUGGCUGGGUGAAUGCUAGUUAUGUAUAUGGCUUGCAGAUUCUGAGCGCCCACAUGAGACGAGCCCUCGGUGCUUGUACGCCGUAUGAGACCUUUGCUUCGGCCAUUGAUACCUCGCUUGAAUCGGCAGUUUCCUGAGCGUUGUUAACUAAAUCAUUAAUUUGAGAUUGCGACGUUUUCAGGUUGAGACUGCAAGGAUGUAAAUGCCUACAGCUUGUCAUUCGGCGUUGUAGAUGCGGCUCUUUGUCUCUGUUUGUUUUAAAAUUGCUGCUCUGCUGCUCUGCUUGUCUGCUGCAUUGUCUGCUAUGCAUCAUAUCUUUACGAACUACUUGAGUGUUCUGGUUUUUUCAG